Molecule: messenger RNA, 1943 nt
Organism: Prunus persica (peach)
Lineage: Eukaryota; Viridiplantae; Streptophyta; Magnoliopsida; Rosales; Rosaceae
Exons: 4
Coding region: 268-1689 (473 amino acids)
Cellular component (GO): membrane
Molecular function (GO): starch binding
Source: RefSeq, a predicted model, not a curated record
CAAUAGUAUGAAGGCAAAACUGAAAAUCCGCACAAGGAAAGGCCCCUAAUUUCUCAUUCAGUUGAGCACAUCAAAACUCUUUCUAUGCACAAGAACAGAGUAUAAAACUUAGCAAAUCCAACCUCAUUCUGCCACGUGUUAGAAUCCCACCUGAUGUCAGAUCCGUACCCUUCUCAUUUUUCAUGCGUAUAAGCCUCUUAUAUAUACAAGUACUUCAUUUCUAACAUGUUUUAGGACUCUGUCUCUCUUUCUGAAAAAACGGAGCCAAUGGAAGCCUUUGUAAGAUCAUCUACAACCUUGUUUCCAAAGGCUAAUAUUAUUAACAAACCUCUGCCUCCCUUAAAAUCUCUUCUGGGGCGAUCUGACAUUUGCUUUCUAAGGUCUUUGAACUCCAAUGUACAUGUUCAUCUGCUUCGACACAAAGCUCUUCAAUUGGUUGCUCCUUCUCAAACAGAGGUGGUUUUAACAACGUCGGAGACAGCAGGAAUUGGGAUCCAAACAACAGAGACAGCAGAAACUGUUCAUGUUCAAUUCCAAUUGCACAAGGAGUGCAACUUUGGUGAGAGUUUCCUCCUGGUGGGAAAUGAACCUAUCAUGGGAGAGUGGAACCCUGCAAGUGCUAUACCUCUGAACUGGUCAGAUGGAAACAUUUGGACCGUUGAGCUGGAUAUGCCAGUUGGCAUAGCAGUCCAAUACAAGUUUAUACUGAAAAAAAUCACAGGAGAUCUAUCGUGGCAACCCGGUCCAGACCGAAUUCUUCAUACCUGGAACACCAAGAACAAUAUAGCCAUUGCUGAAGACUGGAAAGAUUCUGAACUUCAGAAAAUUAGUGAAGUGCAAAUUAUGAAUCAAAACGAGGCGCUACUUGUAAACCCCGGCUUGGGACCAAUUGUUCCUGGGAAUGUGACUCUUCCCGGAGAAGAAUCUAUGCUGAAUGUGAACAAGGGUGCAAAAGUUUCAGACAAGAUUGCCUCUGCAGAUGACAAGCCAACAUUUAGCAGCAACAAUGAGUUUGUUCUUGAAGAGAAGGCUAUCAAAUCAGCAGAUGGAACUUUGCUUGGUAUAAGAAAGGAGGUACGUGUUUCAGACGAUGGUAAGUACGUCAUGAAAGAGGAAUCUAUAGGGAAGAUAACCCCGUCAACAGUAACAAGCAAGAUUCCGGGAAGUGUGGAAGAUGAAGAGACCGUGCCUACUUAUGGAGGCAAUAUUCUGGUGCCUAGUUUGACUCCAAUACAAGGGGUGCCUUAUGAAGAAACAGUACCCAAAGAACUUGGAAAACCAAUAUCUUCUAAAGAAACACUACCCAAAGAACUCGAAAAUUCGAUGGCUUCUAAAAAAGCACUUCGAAAAGAACUUGGAAUAUCAAUGUCUGCUCAAGAAGCACUUCCAAAAGAACUUGGAAUAUCAAAGUCUUCUGAAGAAUCACUUCCAAACGAACUCGGAAGAUACAUGUCUUCUGAAGAACCACUUCCAAAAGAACUCGGAAGAUCCAUGUCUUUUGAAGAAGCACUUCCAGAAGAACUCGGAAUAUCCAUUUCUUCUGAAGAAGCACUUCCAAACGAACUUGGAAAAUCAAUGACCUCUAAAGAAGCACUUCCGAAAGAAGUUGGAAGAUCGAUGUCUUCUGAAGCAGUACUACCCAAAGAACUCGGAAAAUCCAUCACUAGUGAUGGGUACAAUUCGGAUUGAUUCAACAGAGGAACACAGUCCUCGAUGAAUCCAGUCUCUCUUUUCUUUACCUGUUUUUGCUUACAACUUUGUUUCUGUCUCAUUUGGAGACUGGAGAUCAGAAACCGGCUAUGAAACUGUAAAUAUGGCUUUCAGCAUUUGGUUGACAGCCUCUUCGUUUGAGUAUGCUUUCACCUCGAGCAGGUAUUUUUUGUUUUUACCUAUAUAUAACAACCUACUUGGUGAUUACAAUUCUACAGAUUUUGUUGCAUUUG